This is a messenger RNA of Carica papaya (papaya), 2009 nucleotides long. Its product is annotated as pectin acetylesterase 12-like. Gene Ontology annotation, biological process: cell wall organization. Gene Ontology annotation, cellular component: plant-type cell wall. Lineage: Eukaryota; Viridiplantae; Streptophyta; Magnoliopsida; Brassicales; Caricaceae. Gene Ontology annotation, molecular function: pectin acetylesterase activity. The record is from RefSeq and is a predicted model, not a curated record.
GUGGGGGGGGAAAAAGAACAGCGGCACUAAUUCGAAGAUACCGAAACGUAUGAAUGGCAACGCCAAAAAGACCAGCUGUAACCCUCACGAGUCUCCUUCCCGCACUGUAAAUGUAAAUGAAGCAAAGCAAAAAAGGGCAACAUUUUAUUUAUUUUAAAAGCAAUUCAGAUUAUGUUUACUCGUAAUUUAGGUCGCCGCCAAGCAGAUUGGACUUGUUGCUUAAUUAACCAUCACCUAGGCUCAAAAAUGUCUUUUCGCUUUUAACACUUAAUAAAAUCUUUGCUAGAUUUUCCAGUAAUAACAUCUUAAAAAAGCCCGGCAAAGACCAUCUUCUACUUCAGACUCCCCCCUCCCCUAGAAUUAGCAGAUUCACAUUUUCUGAACUCAAGAUUUCCUUGCCCUAGAUCAUUCCUUUCUUUCCCACAAUAAGCCUCUCGUUUAUUUCAGUUUUUCUCCCCCCAUUAAUGGCACACAUUGCCCAGUUUCAUUAAAGUUUGUUCCUUUGCCAAAGAUUCGGUGAAGGACCAAGCAAGAGCAGAACAAUGAAGAAGCUUUUAUGGGUCCUGGCUGUCGCAGGACUUGCUUUUUGCACUCUUGUUGAUGGCUUCAUGGAACUUAAUGAAACCCAGUUGUCUCUCAUUGAAGCUUAUGAUUAUGGAGUUUCUAAAGUUAAUUAUAAUCCUCUAAUGGUAGGACUUACGCUCAUUACAAGUGCUGCUGCAAAAGGAGCCGUAUGCUUGGAUGGAACAUUGCCUGGAUACCAUUUGCAUCGUGGACACGGGUCAGGAGCAAAUAGUUGGCUUGUUCACUUGGAGGGAGGAGGAUGGUGUAAUAGCAUUAGAACUUGUGUUUAUCGGAAAAAGACACGCCGUGGAUCCUCCACGUAUAUGGAAAAGCAGCUAGCAUUUACAGGGAUUCUGAGUGAUAAAGCUGAAGAAAAUCCUGAUUUUUUUAACUGGAAUAGAGUAAAACUUCGUUAUUGUGAUGGUGCUUCUUUUACCGGUGACAGUGAAAAUAAGGCUGCACAACUGCAAUUCAGAGGACAGCGUAUAUGGUUGGCCGCAAUUGAGGAUUUAAUGGCAAAGGGAAUGCGCUAUGCAAAACAGGCGCUUCUCUCUGGGUGCUCUGCUGGGGGUUUAGCAUCAAUUGUACACUGUGAUGAGUUCAGGGAUAUGUUUCCAAGAACUACUAAAGUGAAGUGCCUGAGUGAUGCUGGCUUAUUCUUGGAUACGAUCGAUGUAUCCGGUGGGCACACCAUCAGGAAUUUAUAUAAUGGUGUAGUAAGCUUACAGGGAGCGAAAAAAAGCUUGCCUAGUUUUUGCACUCGCCAUCUUGAUCCGGCUUCAUGCUUCUUCCCACAGAACCUAAUUGGUCAGAUGAAAACCCCGCUAUUUAUUCUUAAUGCAGCUUAUGACUCAUGGCAGAUACAGUCCAGUUUGGCUCCACCAUCAGCAGAUCCCAGUGGCUAUUGGCAUGAUUGCAGAUUAAAUCAUGCCAAAUGUACUGCAGCACAGAUCAAUUUUUUGCAAGGGUUCAGGAAUCAAAUGCUAAAUGCAAUUAAGGGUUUUUCAAUGUCUAGACAGAAUGGGCUAUUUAUUAAUUCUUGUUUUGCUCACUGCCAAACUGAGAGGCAAGAUACAUGGUUUGCUGAUGAUUCUCCAGUUGUUAGAAAUAAGGCAAUUGCAAUAGCAGUUGGAGAUUGGUAUUUUGAGAGAACAGGAGUUAAGGUCAUUGAUUGCCCUUAUCCAUGUGACAAGACUUGCCACAAUUUGGUUUUCAGAUGAUCUGGAUUUUGUCAUUUGCUUCAUUUUUUAUAUGGGUCAUCCUUGUAUCAUUAGCUAUCUUUUAUUGAAGGAUUAUAAUUCAAAGAUAAUUUAUAUAGAGCAAUAAGUAUGAGUCUGCUGGGCACUCUAAAUAUGUGAUCAGCAGGCCUUUUGCAUUGAUGUUGCAGGGUGAUGGAAGUUGCAAAUGCAAUAUUGGUGCUUUAUUUAUGAUCCUUGUUUCUUGAA